Molecule: messenger RNA, 3828 nt
Organism: Rotaria socialis
Lineage: Eukaryota; Metazoa; Rotifera; Eurotatoria; Philodinida; Philodinidae
Source: the annotation of a GenBank genome assembly
AUGGUGAACAAGAGAAGCAAUCUUGUCGAAAGACGUCUGUAUGAAUAUACACUGCAUGCUGUUACAUCACCCUUAUAUACUACUGAAUCAAACAGAACAAGUGAUCAACUUGCAACUCAUGUUGCUAAGCUUUUCAAUGUUGAUCCUGAAGAACAUGAACAAAAAUAUAUGCAAGCUAUUAAGAAAGAACCAUGCGGUGUUGUUCUCUUGGUUGAUGUUAAACAAGCACGUGAUUUGCGGGGCGAAGAUCAAAAUGGUUUGAGUGAUCCUUACUGUGAAAUUACUGUUGUAAACAUCCCCAGCCACCAUAAGAAUUCCAAUGGGCUAGCAACAUCUUCACUAUCCAUAUUGUCAUCAGAAACACCUCCUAUUCGAAAACGAAGUCUAUCAUUGUUUUCUUGUGUUCGCUCAUCAUCUCCUAAAGAUCAUUUGAAGGCACCAUCAAGAAAAGUUAGUCGACGAAAUAGUAAAAACAGUAGCGGAACACGUUUGACCAAUCAAGUAAUAUUAGAGUCUCUCAAUAAAAACAAAACAUCAUCAGUGCCACCCUAUCGUACGAAAGUUAAACAAAAAACUCUUAAUCCAGAGUGGAAUGAACACGUUGAAUUUGACAUAGACAAUAUUCUUGACAAACAUUUGCGCAUAUGCGUAUACGAUUCAGAUAGGGAACGGGCGCCGGGAUUGAUAACAGCUGUUCAAGAAAAGCGUGGAUUUUUACAAAAAUUUUCUGGAAUUCACAGUUUCUUAAAAACAGGUGAAAUUAAAGAUGAUUUUCUUGGUGAAAUCUUGCUUGAUGUUAAAUCAUUAGCAGUAUUUGACCGUGAUCAAUGGUUUCCAUUAGUGGGAUCAAAUCAAAAUCGAUCAAAUAAUAAUAAUUCAAGAGGUGAAAUUCUACUAGGACUAAAAGUUCAUUUUAAAUUGGAUGAGAGAAAUACGAAAGUUCGUCAGCGUGUAUCAAGUGGUGCCGCAUUAGAAUUUCGUCGUGGCCAUUCAACAGUAUCUGGUAUUCCAAUAACUUCAUCGAUUAUAUUUCGUUCAAUUCUUCCAGAUGAUUUUGAAGUAAAUUUCAGUCGAUGUGAUUCAUGUUUAACACCAGCAACUGAUACGGAUUCACCAUUAUUAAUCGAAGAAUAUCAUCAAUUAACUCGUAUUAUUAUGUUGCAUGAAUUAGAAGAUGUGAGACAAACGAUUGAAAAUCCAUCGCGUGAAAUUGUUAUUGAUUGGAGUGGAUCAUUGAGUCAAUUAUCUGUUGAUGUGCUCACUCAAUUUCGUGUUUUAUACAAUAUUUCAAUACUAUCAGAUGCAUUGAUGCAAUUACUUGUUAUUAUGGAACUUCGAUGCUCAGGCGAUUAUGCAAUGUUUAUAAGUCAAGGUGUCCUUAUAGGCUUUUUAAAACCAUUUCUACAUCAACUAGAUCUAAGAGCUGAUGUUACCGAUUUGGAUUUUACUGAUUAUGAAAAAACAGCAUUUAAUGAUAUUCUUAAUGCCUUUGUUGGCCAUUAUAAUAAACGUGUAAAUAUUGAUGCGCCAUGGUUUUUACCAUCGAAAGAAGCAAUACCAAAUAUUCAGAGUAUAUUUGAACUAAUCAAUACAUUACUUCUUUCGAAAAUUUGCUCGAGUCAACCAACAAUACGGAUUCAUUUUGAAGAAACAAUUAAACGUCGUUUACAAACGGAUAUUAAUGAUUCUUUUAGUGUUUAUACACAUGCAUUCGAUGACAAAAAUGAUAUGCAAUUAGCUGGUGCUAAAAAUUAUCUUGAAUAUGUUGUGAAAAUAGCUGAAUCAAUGUCCCUGCUAUCUGUUUAUCAGGGAUUCUUUACACCAUUCAAUAUAAAUUAUGUUAAAGAGUGUUUCUUUGGAACGCAAGGUGUUGGUGAUCGGUUAACUGAAAUCACAAUAUGUUUAUUAGGCAACAGAACAGAAUACUUUGAAGUACAUUCAAAACCAACAGUUACAGCAACCUCAUCAAUAUUUGAUCCAAAUUUAAUUGACAGCUCACGUACCCUUUUAAAUUUAUAUUUAUAUUUAAAAACAAUUGUUGAAAACCUUCAAAAGAAUCUUCAAACACGAGAUUGGGAAAUAAAUGCCUUCAAAUUGAAAUUAAAUGAAUACCAUAAAUGGUUUUCACCAACAAUGAAAUUUCUACUCGAAGGUUUUGUUGCAUAUAUAAGACAAGUGAUGGAGAGAGCUGUAGAAAAUGAUAAUGAAAUAGAACUUCCUCCCAGUGAAUCUACUCUUCAUUCGGAAUCGGCCACGAUUGCUACUAAUCUCUGCAUACGGUUGUGUAGAGAAUGGGAAGCGAUUAAUUAUCCUAAUACGGACGUACGUUACACAGCAGUUAUUAAACUAACAAAUACAAUAUGUGAACAAUGUCAACAUUAUGCACGACGUAUAGCACGUAAAUUAUCAGACAAUAGCUACUUUCCGAAUUUAGAACGUACACAAUCUUUUAAUGUUUCAAAAAAAUUAUGUACAUUAGUUAACGAUAUUGAGUAUGUUAAAUCCAAUUUACUUUCAUCAUUACCAAAUUUACUAAAUUUCUCAUCUGUGAUUGAUAAAAUGAAUGAAGAGUAUGGGUCAACAGAAUUUCAGCGUACGAAAGUAACACUUGAACGUUUAAUUGCCACAGCUGAAACUGAAAUGAAUGACGUUAUGAAACUUAUUUUCGAACAUGUGGCGACAUCGUUUUAUGAAUCUUUACGAGGUAAAAUUCGUGAUUAUUAUGAUGCUGAAGCACAUAACAAAGCCAAUUGUAUGACAGAUAUUCAUCAAUAUAUUGAUCGGCAAAUUCUUCAACAGCUACAUGAAGGUCUUGAAACAGUUCAAUAUUCACGUGUUGCUAGUGCUAUACGCAUUAAGGCGUUACAAUGUUUCAAAGAAUUAUUACCUUUUGAUGUACCACCUGAUUUUUAUAAACGUGUUCUAAGUUCAUUUGAUCUAUUAGCUAAUUAUUUUGAAGAAGUAUGCCGUGAAAAAUCUCAUACACCUGGCCCACCAUGUGACGAAGAAAAAGCAUUCCGAAGCAUACUUGAAAACUAUGCACUAUCAACUGAACAAUUACAAUUAAUGUACUUUCUACAUAUAACUCUAGCACGUUCUCCACAUGAAUAUUCAGUAAAUCAUGGUCAAAUAGCUUUUCGUACUGCAUACGAGAUAAUCAAUGAUCUUCUUACUAUUCAUGUUUUUAUUCUUAAUUGUCGACAUCUAACAAAAAUGGAUUAUUUUGGUAAAUCAGAUCCCUAUGUUGUUCUUGAAUUGAUACCAUCUACAGUUUUUCAAAAUCGUGCAAAACCUCUUCGAACAACAACGAAAAAACAAACACUUAAUCCAGACUUUAAUGAACUAUUUCUAUGGUAUCGUCUUCCACUAAAUGUACUCUCAAUGUCUGGUACUGUUUUACAUAUGAGUGUGUGGGAUCAAGAUGUAGUGAAUGAUGAUUUUAUUGGUGAGUGUUUUGUACCAUUAGCAAAUAUUGAGUCGUUAGCAAAUCGUCAAUCAAUACGUGAUGUUCCUGCGUCAGAAAUACCGUUAAGAAGACCAUUAAAAAAUAUUCAACCAUCAGUAUUUGAAUUAAUUCGAAGUCGCAUACGAUUUGACCCAAUAGCAGCUCAAUUUGUUAAAGAUCGUACUAGUGUAAUGGAAGCUGGUACUGGAAGUGAUGAUAGAUCUAAUUCAAGUGACGAUAAACACUCAUCAGGUUCAUACGCUAGCUCAGUUAUACGUUCAAUGGUUUCUAAGCUGCCAUUUAAUAUGAUUUUCGGUUUUAAUUCAAAUUCUCGGGAUAGAUCAGACGUUGGUGAUGAUGACGAUGAUAAUGACAUAAUUUAA